Messenger RNA from Thunnus maccoyii (southern bluefin tuna), 3126 nucleotides. RefSeq names its product SHC SH2-domain binding protein 1 (gene shcbp1). The record is from RefSeq and is a predicted model, not a curated record. Gene Ontology annotation, biological process: fibroblast growth factor receptor signaling pathway. Bases 150 to 2315 code for a protein of 721 amino acids. The transcript has 13 exons. NCBI's taxonomy places the organism in Eukaryota, Metazoa, Chordata, Actinopteri, Scombriformes, Scombridae.
UGCAGACCGGGGAAAGUUUGAAAGUAACUGGGUGUGUGCAGUUAGUUUUUCUGUUUGUGUGUCAAACUGACAAAACAUUGCAGCGCCACUGGCUUUUAGCACAUUGAAAUUUACGUGACAAAGUAUCAAGCAGUUCUUUUUAAUUCUUCAUGGAGCAAGCAGCGCUGGAAAACCCGUCUGCUGCGGUAACGGUUUCGGACAAGACGAAGGAAGAAACUGCAGACGACAUGACGGACAUCGUCGUAGUUGAUUUGGAGUCGUACGUUAAUGUUGAACUCGACAUAGAAAACAAGAAAGGGAGCCCCGAAGCUGGACAUAAUGUUCAUGAUAUAACUCAAGCUCUGUUUCAGAAUGAAGAUGAGGAAGAGGGUGAAGAAGAAGAGAGUGAUGAUGAUGGGGAUGACAGUGGCACAGACCACUUCAACACUGACAAGUCAGGGACUCAGCUGCAGAGAUGUGAGCGCCACGGGAUGAAUUCAGAUCUCCCUGACACUUUCCAAACAGGCCACCUCCUGUUCUACGAGAGGUUCAAGGUGUACCAGGACUACAUAUUCGGUGACUGUAAGCCCUCAGAGGUGAAGGCCUUCACAGCAGACUACCUGGAGAAGGUUGUGGAGUCGUGUGAUUGGCAGGCUCUGUGGUCUACAGAUGUCUUCGAUGUUCUGGUGGAGGUAUGUGAUGUGGACUACCAGGAUCUGAAAGCGUGUGUGAAGCCAGUGCUGCCUCUGCAGUUUGAGGCCCGAGGCUGUGAACUCAACGAGGAGGCCAUGAACACUGUGCUGGAGGCAACUCGACACAAGCUCCCCCUGCAGGAGCUUCAGGUGGUCUAUGAAGAGUCUGGAGACUUUGACCAGACUGCCCUGGCCAUUGAGCACCUCAGAUUUUUCUACAAGCACAUCUGGAGGCAGUGGGAUGAGGAAGACGAAGAUGAUGACUUUGACUACUUUGUUCGUUGUGUGGAGCCUCGUCUCAGGCUCUACUACGACAUCUUGGAGGACAGAGUCCCAUCAGGCCUGGUGGCAGAGUACCAGUCCUUACUGGAAAACUGCUCCCAGUGCUUCCAGCAGUUCUUGGUGCUGCGCAGCGCCCUCAGCAGCGACUCUGACUCUGAGCCAGACAACGUGUCCAUGGUGGAGGGCCUGAAGCUCUGCGAUCAGCUGGAAACAUUCAAACGCAAGCUGCACAUCAUUGAGAACCCUUUGUUAAGGUAUGUGCUGGGCUACAAGGGUAACACCAGGCAGCAGUGUGUCCAGAGCCGUGGGCUGAGAGCAUCAGGUAUCAAGGUGGUCCAUGUGGUCACAGCCUCCUGCACCAGCUUUCAGCUCCAGUCCCUCCUCAAUGACAGGCUGCUGCCUCAGUGUUCCACUGAGGACACUGAAAUCCAGUUCCAUAGAGACCCUGUAUCAGCAGUGGAUUCAUGCCAUCAGGGCGACAUGGUAAUUAUUCUCCCGGGGGUCUACAGUGUUACCAGCUCCAUCUUCCUGCCAGACUCCAUCAGUAUAGAAGGCUUCGGGCUCCCUGAUGAGGUGGUGAUCGAGAAGAAAAACAAGGGUGACUCUUUUGUUGAAUCCACGGGAGCUGAUGUCAGAAUGUCCAACAUCAAGUUCAUUCAGCAUGACGCUAUUGAGGGCAUUCUGUGUGUGCGUCAGGGGAAUCUGAACAUGGAGAACUGUGUUAUGCAGUGUGAGACCACCGGAGUUAUUGUCCGAACAUCUGCCCAUCUCACGAUGAACAUGUGUGACCUUUAUGGCUCCAAGGGGGCUGGUGUAGAGAUUUACCCUGGCAGUGUAUGCAGUCUGGUUGGCAACGGCAUCCACCACUGUAAGGACGGGAUCCUCAUCAAGGACUUUGCUGAUGAGCUGGAUGUGAUGCCGUCCAUCACCAUGGAGAACAAUGUGAUCCACAACAAUGAAGGCUACGGGGUGAUUCUAGUGAAAACCGGAAACAGCCAGGCCCAGAAUGUUCCUCUUGACAAAAGCGAAGAAGAGCCUGCAAAAGAAGAUGCUGGACAGACAGCUGAGUGCAAACCUGCAGGUGUCACAGAUCCUCAACUCAUCACCACAGCAACAACCCCGACCACCAGCAGCUCAGCAGACGUUCAGCCCAUGUCGACAGAGAACAACAACGGCACGGACAGCGAAGUAGCCACCACCUCAGGCAGGAAGUGGCAGUUUUGUCGGCAGCUGAGCAGAAACAAGGAGGCGUCCUGUAGCAGAGCCGUGCAGGAUCUGAUGGACCAUGAGAUUUUCGUCUCUAUCCAGGGAAACCAGUUCAGACGCAACGGCAUGGGCGACUUCGGCACCUUUUUCUGCUGAGAAACCUAUUUGAGACUGGCUGAAGGUCAAUACACCAACUAACAAAUGUCUUUUAAGAUCAUUUACCAUCGACAGGGUAUUUUUGAGCAAUAGCUUAGUAUUUUAGAUGAAAUUAAUAUUGCUGAAAAAUAUUUUAGCUGUCGACUGAGCUGAUUCACGAGUUUGAUGCUCUGUAAUGCAGUGAGCAUGAUGUGAUAAGCUGAUUAUACACACACACACACACACACACAUUAUAAGAGCACAUUGCCUUCCUCUGUUGAAGUAAUGGUGAAUGGAUCCCCAAUCUUGAACUUGCACAAAUGCUUUUAUCUUAUUUAUUCCUCUGUGCUCUCAACGCGAAGUGUAAAGCGUUUUUACUUUUUUUUUAAAAUGCAUUAUUAGUUUGAAAUCCACUUGUCACUUUGUAUGCAGUUUUGGGGGCUAGACUAAAAUCUAAUAAAUUUGGGUUGUCUUUAAGGUGGUGGCUUGUUGAAACCAGUGCACUUUUAAUAAUACCAAGUUCCUUGUUCACAAAAAUAUUCUUUAUUUCCAUUGUUAUGAGUUGUAUAUAAUUUUCACUUGGUGCCUCAGGUGUUUUUAAAAGUUUGAGUGAUGUAUUUUAUGGUAGCGUGAAGUUUUAGAAAUAUUCAUGUUCACAGAUUUGCUCUGAAACUAAUAGCCAAGUGAAACUAAAAUGAGAGGUUUAUGUUUAGAUUGAGACAAACACAACUGAUGAUACAAAUGAGUUAGUCUUAGAUUGAAACUGCUACUUCUGGGAAUUGUUAGUAUAAUUAAUUUCCUGGAGAUUAAAAAGUGGUCAUUGAAACCUUGA